Hylaeus volcanicus is the source of this 2073-nucleotide messenger RNA. RefSeq lists its product as uncharacterized. The record is from RefSeq and is a predicted model, not a curated record. The transcript has 2 exons. The coding region runs from base 1 to 2073 and encodes 690 amino acids. Gene Ontology annotation, molecular function: zinc ion binding; nucleic acid binding; catalytic activity. NCBI's taxonomy places the organism in Eukaryota, Metazoa, Arthropoda, Insecta, Hymenoptera, Colletidae.
AUGGACAUCAAGGACGGAAUGCAGAAGCUGGCGGAGGCGGUGGACGCACUGGGCCAUGGGCUAGUGGAGAGACAGCGUGUCCUCCACAUGCUGCAGGCCCUCGGCACGCUCACUGCGCCGCCAGGCGGGAACACACCCGCUCCUCGAACACGGCCUGAUCGGAAACGAGACAGGGCCGUGGUUUCCAGCCCAGAGGAAGAGGCUGCCAGGGCGAAAAAGAAGCCGGCCGUGGACCAAGAAAAAUGGUCCACGGCGGUGGGGAGAAAGAAGAGGGCGGACAAACCGUCUGAUCCUCCACUCCCACGUCCAAAGCCGCGGAGAGGCGAGAAGGCACCGAAGAACUCUGCUACUCCAAAGGAGCAGCGUGCCGUCGACGAAAGGCGAAAGAAGAAGAGGAGGAGAAGGCGCCGUCGCCCUAAAACUAGGCGGACGGCUGUCCUUCUAAAGCCGGCCGAGGGCGCGACGUACGCGUCCAUUGUGGGCGCGAUACGUCGCCUGGUCCGGCCGGAGGAAGCGGACACGGAGGUCCGCCAAAUAAGGAGGACGCGGGAAGGGGCCGUCCUUCUGGAGCUUGGGCGAUGUGGGGACAGCGCCAGGUUCCAGUCCGCGCUCCGGACGGCGGUGGGGGACACCGCGGCAGUACGGGGCCUGAAACCCCGCGCGACGAUCGAAAUCCUCGAUCUUGAUUGCGUCACGACCUCAGGAGAGGUCAUGGACGCGGUCGCGCGGGUGACAGGGGAGUCGCCGGAGGAAAUCCGCGUCUCCGUUCUCGCGACGAACCACCGAGAGCUGCGGAAGGCCGUGGUGGAGCUUGGCGAAGGAGCUGCCGUUAAGCUCCUGGCCGCCGCCAAGCUCAAGAUCGGCUGGGUCAAUUGCCGCAUCCGGCGCUGGACGGAGGUUCAGCGUUGCUUCCGGUGCCUGGGCUACGGACACACUCGUAGAGAGUGUAAAGGCCCGGACCGGAGCAACGCUUGCCGCAGGCGCGGCAAGGAUGGCCACAAGGCGGCGGCGUGCGAGGCCACCCCCCACUGUCAUUUGUGUGCGGGGAUAAAGGACGCGACGACGGACCACUACGCGGGCUCGGGGAAGUGCCGGAUCUUCCGGGAGAUCCUCGCCGCGAAGAAGGGUAAGCCCUCUUCGCGGCCACGCUCGCUAUGGAGAAGCGAGCUGCGGUCGUCAUCGCAAGUGAGCAGUACCGCGAUCGGGACCACCUGGUUCAGGGAUGAUCUCGGCACCGCGGCAGUGUGGAUCACGGAUCCACGGAGAGUCCGUAUAGACUCUCACGGGGCUGCCGCGGGACACGUCUGGGUCACCAGCGGUGUCCUCACGUACGUCAGCUGCUAUCUGUCCCCGAAUGAUAGCAUCUCCGAAUUUCGGGGAAAGCUCGACGUGCUGGAGGACACCCUACGCGACAAGUCCGGUGGGCUUGUCGUGGCUGGUGACUUCAACGCCCGAGCCUGCGAGUGGGGGAUGCCUCGCACCGACACGAGGGGAAGGUUGGUGGUCGAGAUGGCCUCAAGACUGGGACUCGUCGUGUUGAACGUGGGGUCAACGCCGACGUAUCGACGCCCUGGAUUCGGAGACUCGAUACCGGAUGUCACCCUGGUGUCUGAGGAUCUGGUCCAAAGAGCGGCGAACUGGAGGGUGAUUGGUGAUUUCACCGGUAGCGAUCAUAGCUACAUCACCCCCCAGUUGAUCGGCGAGCGGCAAGCGCGGCCUCCGGGGAUUAGACGCCCGAGAGGAUACGUCACCUCUCGCCUGGAUGAGGAUAGGCUCUACGCCACUCUCCGGGCGGGCGUGGAGGCCGUGCCGCAGACCCCGCGUGACCCGUCCGAUAGAGCGGGUGCCGAAGCCAUCGUGCGCGGCACCCUUAACCUCAUCCGACGGGCAUGCGACGAGUCAAUGCCAAGGAGGAGGCCAUUCUCCGGCCGGCGGCAGGCGUACUGGUGGACCGACCAGAUCGCCUCCCUCAGGAGAGAAGCCCUGAGGCUCCGGCGACGAGCUCAACGAGCUCGAAGUCGACCGGAGGCCGCCGCGCUUCGGAGGACUACAAGGCGGCCAAGAAAGCCUUAA